Quercus lobata is the source of this 738-nucleotide messenger RNA. RefSeq lists its product as uncharacterized. The coding region runs from base 144 to 419 and encodes 91 amino acids. The transcript has a single exon. Lineage: Eukaryota; Viridiplantae; Streptophyta; Magnoliopsida; Fagales; Fagaceae. The record is from RefSeq and is a predicted model, not a curated record.
CCAUCUCUCCCUAUAUAUAAGUGACCCCUCCAUACCAUUUGAUUCAACAACCACAAAUCCUUGUUAUAUCAGUAUUAUUAUUUGCUACAUAAAGUUUACGAUUAUUUGAUUCCAAUUGUGCAAGAGCAAACAUCAGUGUUGUGAUGAGUGGAAAGAUGAGUUCAACAAGAAAAGCUGUUGUGGCAGUGAGUGUUGGAGUUGUGGAAGCCAUGAAAGACCAGGGGAUCUGCAGGUGGAAUUUUAUCAUAAGAUCAGCGCAACAACAUGCGAAGAAUAAUCUCAGGUCGAUUUCCCAGACCAGGAACCUUUCUUCUUCAACUUCUGCUAUGGUUUCAAGCAAAUUGAGAGACGAGAAAAUGAAGCAGUCAGAGGAGUCUCUGAGGAAAGUCAUGUACUUGAGCUGUUGGGGUCCCAAUUGAAGGCAGUAUAUUCUUAAUAUAUAUAGUCAGCUGAAGAAGGUGAUCAACUGAGCAUACGAGUGAGUUCUGAUGGAACUUCGUUGUGUAGAAAAGACUUCAGGAUUAACGGGGUACAAGAGAUUUUAUACAUGGCUUGUUGGUGGGAAAUGUCAGGCCGAGCUGGUACUGACAACGAAAGCUAUUGAAGGCUAUUAAUCUUUUUGAAACGAAAUAUGUAUAUGGGGGCUUUUUUUUCUUUUCUUUUCUUUUUCUUUUUUUUUUAACCGAGGGAAAUAAUGUUUCUUUUAGUCAUGCAAUAAUUUAAUAUGAAUUUUUUUUA